AUGGCCGAAGAGUCAUCCCCUUCGCAGUAUUCUGGCUGGUCCAACGCCAGCCUUAUAAAUCGAAUUCACGAACUGGAACGCCAAUUAAAUGAAUGCCCUCAAACUAGCGUCUCAGCACCUAGCACCGAAUGCCAAAGCCUUGAAAAAAAGCGAGGUCAGACGGAGAGAACAACAGCUGAUAAUCGACCCCGCGAACGAUCCACGAGUACGAAUCCUCCUCGAAAGUCGGAUAAGAAACGCCGUAAAAUCGAUCCUUCAAGAUAUUCAACGCGCCAUAUUGCCAUUAAAUUUGCGUAUCUGGGGAAACGAUACAAUGGAUUAGAGCAUGCUAAUGGCAAUUUUACAGAGGUACCAACCAUUGAAGAGGAACUCUGGAAGGCUUUGCGGAAGACCCGCCUUAUAUUUCCGACACAUAAAGACUGUACUGAGGAAUUUAGCGGAAAGGAUAGCAGCCCUUCUCGCCCAUACUCGAUACACUGGGAUGGGUGCCAAUACUCCAAAUGUGGCCGGACGGACAAAGGCGUCAGCGCUUUUGGACAGGUGAUAGGCAUCAGAGUACGAAGCUUGAGGCCAGCGGAUUCAAGUCCACCUACUGAGGCAAAUGGAGGAGACGCUAUGGAUUCUGCCGUUGCAGUAGAAUUGGGUACGGGAGAUGAAAAUAGACGAAGUGGUGUACCUGGUACAGGAGAAGCCAAAGCAGCAGUUUGGGAUGAUAUUGCCGACGAAUUGCCUUACAUACAGAUCCUAAACGGCGCUCUACCUGAGGACAUACGAGUUCUAGCAUGGUGCCCUCAUUUGCCUGCAGAUUUUGAUGCACGGUUUUCCUGUCGCCAAAGAAGGUACCGUUACUUCUUUACCCAGCCUGCAUUCUGCCCUACCCCUGGUGCUAGAGGCAUUGUCAGAGCUCCUGAAUUGAAAGACGACCCGUCUUCACCUCGGCCCAGGGAGGGAUGGUUGGAUAUUGAAGCUAUGCGCGAGGCAGCACAGUAUUUUGUAGGCAGCCAUGAUUUUCGGAAUUUCUGCAAAGUUGAUACGAGCAAGCAAAUAACGAAUUUUGUGCGGCGCAUUUUACGUGCAGAUCUAGAGCUUGUGGACCCCCAAAGAACCCCUCUUGGCUUUGUGCAAAUGCCUGGGUUUGAACGUCUCGAAAAUAGCCCCAGAAAUACUGGGAUCCCCGAAGGACCUAAUGACAUCAAUCCAGCAGCCAGCAAGGUAUAUUCAUUUACAGUACACGGUACAGCGUUUCUAUGGCAUCAGAUUCGCCAUAUGGUUGGAAUCCUGUUUCUAGUCGGCCAAGGGCUUGAGCACCCGUCUAUCGUUCCCGAGCUUUUAGAUGUCACAAAAAACCCACGGCGGCCGGUGUAUGAGAUGGCAUCGGACAGCCCCCUCGUUCUCUGGGACUGUAUAUUUGGGGAAGAAGAGGAUGAGCUAGAUUGGGUCUAUCCAGGUGAUCCACGAACUCUGAAAACUCCCUCGCGCAGGACGGAUGGAAAUUUUGGUCAAGGCGGUCUUGUCGAGGACUUGUGGACCCUCUGGAGAAAUAGAAAGAUCGAUGAGUUGCUGGCUGGUACAUUGUUGGAAUCCAUGGCGAAUCGAGGACAGUUAACGGCUGCUUCGAAAGGCGAUGGCCAUCCAUCCAACCAGGGGCAAACAGUUCAAAACCCUAGGGUUUUUAGCGGAGGGGACAACGGGAAACCAGUUGGGAAAUAUGUCCCAUUACUGAACAGAACAAAGCUUGACCUUGUUGAGGACAUGAAUGCCCGGUAUCUAUCGAAAAAGGGGCACAAGUACUGGAACAAAGUGCUGGAAUACCAGGAAGAGCAGCGGAAAGCGGCAUUUGAUGCUGAAUGA
Messenger RNA from Nannizzia gypsea CBS 118893, 1851 nucleotides. RefSeq names its product tRNA pseudouridine synthase 3. Gene Ontology annotation, cellular component: cytoplasm; nucleus. Lineage: Eukaryota; Fungi; Ascomycota; Eurotiomycetes; Onygenales; Arthrodermataceae. The coding region runs from base 1 to 1851 and encodes 616 amino acids. Gene Ontology annotation, biological process: tRNA pseudouridine synthesis; mRNA pseudouridine synthesis. Gene Ontology annotation, molecular function: RNA binding; pseudouridine synthase activity. The transcript has a single exon. The record is from RefSeq and is a predicted model, not a curated record.